Messenger RNA from Nothobranchius furzeri (turquoise killifish), 1337 nucleotides. It is a transcript of the gene cldn10l2, whose product is annotated as claudin 10-like 2. Gene Ontology annotation, biological process: bicellular tight junction assembly; cell adhesion. Gene Ontology annotation, cellular component: plasma membrane; bicellular tight junction. The record is from RefSeq and is a predicted model, not a curated record. Lineage: Eukaryota; Metazoa; Chordata; Actinopteri; Cyprinodontiformes; Nothobranchiidae. Gene Ontology annotation, molecular function: structural molecule activity.
UCCAGCAAUGCAGAAGCGCUUGAUCCAAAUACUCGGCUUCUUGGUCUCCUCAUUGGGAUGGCUGUUUGUGCUGUGCACCUUGGCGAUGGACUACUGGAGGACCAGCCAAUUAGGAGGGCAAGGUGGUUCUAACGUUAUCAAGGUGGCCUGGUACUGGUCCAACCUGUGGAAGGACUGCUACACUGAUUCUACAGCAGUCACCAACUGCAGGGAUUACCCGGUCCUCUGGAACGUCAGCUAUUACGUCCAGGCCGUGAGAGGACUGCUAAUGUGCGGGUUGUCUCUUGGGUUCUGCGCCGUGCUCUGCUGUUUCAUUGGGAUGGACUGCACUUACCUAGGAGGAACAGAUCAAAUCAAAGACAAGCUGGUCUUUUCUGGAGCGGUGUUACAUUUUGUUGGAUGCAUAUCGGACCUUUCUGCUUACUGCUUAUACAUCAACAGGAUUGUCAGAACUGCUUUGGCUGCCAGGGUUGGACCAGGAGUCCUACGAUAUUACUUAGGGCCUCCAAUAUUUCUAGGAUUGGUGGGAUGUUUUUUGGUCCUGUUUGGAGCUGUCCUGUAUGCUGUGACAGUUCUCAGAAUAAUCUUCCCUGGAAGGACAGCAGCACAGGUCAACAACGGAGGGACAUUCAUGCCUCCUGCACCCACAGAAUUCACCGGAUACUACGCCCCCUCCAGACUAAAUGGCUCUUAUGUGGGCUCGGGGCGCCCAAACAGCAAGAUCUCAAGGCUUUCCCAGAAAACCCCGGCAAAAAUCUCCGAGAGAGAUGCGUUUGUGUAGGGUCAAGCUUCUGUCACAAAGAAAUUCUACAAGACUGUGGGAAACUAUUGGGUGUAAGAUGGAUAUUGAAUUAAAUACAGUAGUUUUACAUUAAAACAACUGUUAUUUCACUCACUCUCCAAAAUAAAAUAAUUAAAUAAAAAUCUUGUUGAUGAUUGUAUUUGCAACAAAAUGUGGUUAAACGUCUUUUAGAAGAUGUGAAGAAGUUCAUCACUUUGGGGAUUGAACCAAUUAAACAAAUUAAAUUUUGGGGAUUAAGGAUGUACAAGUAACAACUAUUCCGAGAAGAAAACGCACAUAGGAAGCAGAUCCCAUAACCUUACUAGAACCUCACUUGGCUCAGAACCCAAGCCUAUCGAGGACUCCAAAUGUAUGGAUGCCUGAAAAAUAGAAAUUUCCAUCUGGAAUUUUUUUCUUUGAGAAAUUCUACAUCUUUAACGAUUAUUUGAAGAUUAUACUGAGAUCAUUAUAUAACUCUUUAUUUUUAUAAUUGCUUUUAUGAGUUCUGACAAAAAUUUAUUUCCCUCUGGGAUUAAUAAAGUAUUUUUGAACUUGA